GAAGUGAAGCUGCCUGUUUUCCACACUGCACUUUGACUAUGGAAACAGAGGCUAUUGAUGGCUAUAUAACCUGUGACAAUGAGCUUUCACCUGAAAGGGAACACUCCAGUAUGGCAAUUGACCUCACCUCAAGCACACCCAAUGGACAGCAUGCCUCACCAAGUCACAUGACAAGCACAAAUUCAGUAAAGCUAGAAAUGCAGAGUGAUGAAGAGUGUGACAGGAAACCCCUGAGCCGCGAAGACGAGAUCAGGGGCCAUGAUGAGGGUAGCAGCCUAGAAGAACCCCUAAUUGAAAGCAGCGAGGUGGCAGACAACAGGAAAGUCCAGGAGCUUCAAGGCGAGGGAGGAAUCCGGCUUCCGAAUGGUAAACUGAAAUGUGACGUCUGUGGCAUGGUUUGCAUUGGGCCCAAUGUGCUUAUGGUACAUAAAAGGAGUCACACUGGUGAACGUCCCUUCCAUUGUAACCAGUGUGGAGCUUCUUUUACUCAGAAGGGCAACCUUUUGAGACACAUAAAGUUACACUCUGGAGAGAAGCCGUUCAAAUGUCCUUUCUGUAGCUAUGCCUGUAGAAGGAGGGACGCCCUCACAGGACACCUCAGGACCCACUCUGUGGGUAAACCUCACAAGUGCAACUACUGUGGACGAAGCUACAAGCAGCGCAGUUCACUGGAGGAGCACAAGGAACGCUGCCACAACUAUCUCCAGAAUGUCAGCAUGGAGGCUGCCGGGCAGGUCAUGAGUCACCAUGUACCUCCUAUGGAAGAUUGUAAGGAACAAGAGCCUAUUAUGGACAACAAUAUUUCUCUGGUGCCUUUUGAGAGACCUGCUGUCAUAGAGAAGCUCACAGGGAAUAUGGGAAAACGUAAAAGCUCCACUCCACAAAAGUUUGUGGGGGAAAAGCUCAUGCGAUUCAGCUACCCAGACAUUCACUUUGAUAUGAACUUAACAUAUGAGAAGGAGGCUGAGCUGAUGCAGUCUCAUAUGAUGGACCAAGCCAUCAACAAUGCAAUCACCUACCUUGGAGCUGAGGCCCUUCACCCUCUGAUGCAGCACCCACCAAGCACAAUCGCUGAGGUGGCCCCAGUUAUAAGCUCAGCUUAUUCUCAGGUCUAUCAUCCAAAUAGGAUAGAAAGACCCAUUAGCAGGGAAACCUCCGAUAGUCAUGAAAACAACAUGGAUGGCCCUAUCUCUCUCAUCAGACCAAAGAGUCGACCCCAGGAAAGAGAGGCCUCUCCCAGCAAUAGCUGCCUAGAUUCUACUGACUCAGAAAGCAGCCAUGAUGACCACCAGUCCUACCAAGGAAACCCAGCCUUAAAUCCCAAGAGGAAACAAAGCCCAGCUUACAUGAAGGAGGAUGUCAAGGCUUUGGAUACCACCAAGGCUCCUAAGGGCUCGCUGAAGGACAUCUACAAGGUCUUUAAUGGAGAAGGAGAACAGAUUAGGGCCUUCAAGUGUGAGCACUGUCGAGUCCUUUUCCUAGACCAUGUCAUGUACACCAUUCACAUGGGUUGCCAUGGCUACCGGGACCCACUGGAAUGCAACAUCUGUGGCUACAGAAGCCAGGACCGUUAUGAGUUUUCAUCACACAUUGUUCGAGGGGAGCACACAUUCCACUAGGCCUUUUCAUUCCAAAGGGGACCCCUAUGAAGUAAUGAACUGCACAUGAAGAAAUACUGCACUUACAAUCCCACCUUCUUCAGAUGUUGACAUACCUUUUUUUUUUUUUAAUAUUAUUACUGUCAUUAAUUCUUAUUUUGUGGACGCAGUGUCAUUUGCUCUGCCUAAUUACAAUAAGGAAGGA
This is a messenger RNA of Lagenorhynchus albirostris (white-beaked dolphin), 1803 nucleotides long. It is a transcript of the gene IKZF2, whose product is annotated as IKAROS family zinc finger 2. The transcript has 8 exons. The record is from RefSeq and is a predicted model, not a curated record. Gene Ontology annotation, biological process: regulation of transcription by RNA polymerase II. Gene Ontology annotation, molecular function: RNA polymerase II cis-regulatory region sequence-specific DNA binding; DNA-binding transcription factor activity. The coding region runs from base 39 to 1619 and encodes 526 amino acids. NCBI's taxonomy places the organism in Eukaryota, Metazoa, Chordata, Mammalia, Artiodactyla, Delphinidae.